Molecule: messenger RNA, 1070 nt
Organism: Erigeron canadensis
Lineage: Eukaryota; Viridiplantae; Streptophyta; Magnoliopsida; Asterales; Asteraceae
Product: remorin-like
Exons: 5
Coding region: 55-885 (276 amino acids)
Source: RefSeq, a predicted model, not a curated record
GUCUCUCCCUUUUAUCAAUUUUGAGCAAUAUCGUUUGCAUUUUGAAUAUCAAUCAUGGAGAAUUUGAUCAAGCAAUUCUGCAUGCGGAUUUUUCAUGUUGAGGAGGAAAACAAAGCACAAACUUCACGAGUAGUUAAAAACCGUAAGGUUUCAUCUCGAAGGACACGGUCUUUCAAAGAUAGUCGGAGAGGUCAGAGCUGGGGCCGAAAGCUUUCUAGUGAGAUAAGUCUUGAUCAUGAUAAAACGGAAGGUGAUGAGUUUCGAACUGCUGUAGCUGCUGCCGCAUUUGUUGUUAGUUCUAUUGAAAACAAACAUGAUGAAAUAAAACAAGAGCCAAUUUCAAAGUCUAGGAAAACCUUGUCAGAAAUACUAGAGGAGUCACCAAGACCCGAAAUUAGUGAAGAUGUUCCUGGCGGAGCUAUUAAUGUUCCCAUGCCAUCACCCGUGAUUACAACAACAUUGGAAGAGAAUGUCUCAACAACUCCUCCCUUUGACAGAACACCGGCUGAUAACAAACCUGAUGAAGAAACUAGCCAAAAAGAACCCGUAACAAGACUUGGACAAGCAGAUAUAUGGGAGAAAACUGAAAUCGAAAAGAUCACAAAACGGUUCGUGAAUUUGAAGGCAAAAAUACUCGAAUGGGAGAAAAGAAAGAAGUCAAAAGCAAAGAACAAGUUAGCAAGGAGAGAGGGUAAAAUAGAGUGGAAACGAGUUCAAGCGUUGCAAGCUUAUACAAGAAAGAUGGAGAUAAUCGAAAAGAUUUCUAAGGGAGCAAGAUCCCGAAAUGAGGAAAACAUGAAAAAAGAAGAAACUCGGGUCAAAGGGAAAGCUAAUAUGAUUAGAUCGACCAGAAAAAUCCCAAAACCAACAUAUAUAUGUUGUUGAUUCCGAUCCGAAAUGAAACUUUCAGAAUACAACAUAUAGAGUUGUAUCGAAUGUGUUGAAGUUUUACUUGAUGUUUAUUUUAUUUUUAUUUUUGUUGGUUUAUGUGGAUUUGCCUUAAAAGAAAAAGGACAUUUGAUUUGUAUGGAAGUAUUAGUUUUCCCUUGAAGAUGGGUAACAAAGAUAGA